UAACAUUGAAGUUGCUAUCGAUGUCUAUCCACCUCUACCGAAAACGCUACUUGGUUUUAAUUCCUGUUGAAAAACCCGGGAUUUAUUAAUAAAAACAUAAAAGCCAGCUCUUUCAGGAGUCGGCUGACAUACACAACUAAUCGUCCUCUUAAUAGGCACUACGAAAAUGGCGCGUGCCCAGAGUCCCGCCGGCGAGGGUGAGAAGGAAAAGGACACCAAGGAUAAGGACACCAAAGAGAAGGACGGCAAGACGACCAGCAGCUCCUCCCGCAGGGACCGCGAACGCAAACGCCGCGGAUCGGCGUCCUCCAGCAGCGACUCCAGAAGCAGCUCUUCGGACAGCAGCUCCUCCCGCAGCAGUUCCGGAUCAUCGCGCUCCAGCUCAAGCAGCUCCAGCGACUCCUCGAGCUCGUCCUCAAGCUCGUCCAGCGACUCCGAUCGCAGCGAGAAGAACCGGCGACGUGGUGGCGGUGCCUCAGGCAAGGAUAAAGACAAAGACAAGCCCAGCGCUCGAUCCCGUUCUCGGACCCGUUCGCCCAGGCGCGUCUCCAAAUCCCCCAGACCGGGCAGCAAGUCGCGGAAGGAGCCAGAGCGGGAUCGCGAGCGUCGCAGUCGCUCCCGGGAUCGAGCCCGCCGCGCUGGAUCCAACGAUAGGCCCGCCGUCGAAAGCAAUAAUGUGAAGCGCGAGCGUUCGCGCUCGGCCAGCCGCUCGAGGUCGCCACGCCGUCGUGGACGUGGCUCGGUGGACAGAACGCCGCCACCGAAGCGAAGGGAGCGCUCCCGGUCGCGCACACGCACCCGUUCGCCUACGCCCAAGCCGGUGCGCAUCCAUGUUGGCCGGCUCACCCGCAAUGUGACCAAGGACCAUGUGUUCGAGAUCUUCAGCAGCUUUGGGGACGUGAAGAAUGUGGAGUUCCCCGUGGAUCGUUACCAUCCGAAUUUCGGACGCGGCGUGGCUUUUGUGGAGUACGCCACCGCCGAGGACUGUGAGUCGGCCAUGAAGCAUAUGGAUGGCGGGCAGAUCGAUGGCCAGGAGAUCACUGUGUCGCCGGUUGUCAUACCCAAGCAGCGGCCGCCCAUGCGUCGUCCCUCGCCUCCCAUGCGCCGUCCGCAGAACAACCGCUGGCGAUCCCCGCCCCAGUUCAAUCGGUUCAACAACCGCGGCGGAGGAGGUGGCGGCGGCGGGCGUCGUCAGUCGCCCAUGAGGAACCGGCGCUCUCCGCGUCGCCGCUCCCGCUCGCCCAUCCGCCGCCGACGUCGCAGCAACAGCAGCGAUAGCUCUCGCUAGAGGACAACCCAGCUCGAUUCCUAGAUUAUACGAUUUGACACCCCGAUUAUGGACUUCUCUUUAUAUUAUAAUCCAAACAAUAAACGUGAGCGAGGGCCACACACGUAAUACUUAA
Messenger RNA from Drosophila biarmipes, 1403 nucleotides. It is a transcript of the gene RnpS1, whose product is annotated as RNA-binding protein with serine-rich domain 1. The transcript has 3 exons. The record is from RefSeq and is a predicted model, not a curated record. Gene Ontology annotation, cellular component: ASAP complex; cytoplasm; nucleoplasm. Gene Ontology annotation, molecular function: RNA binding. Lineage: Eukaryota; Metazoa; Arthropoda; Insecta; Diptera; Drosophilidae. Gene Ontology annotation, biological process: mRNA splicing, via spliceosome. Bases 167 to 1288 code for a protein of 373 amino acids.